AUGCUGAGCAGCACGGUCCUCAGCUUGCUAUCUCUAGCAGCCUUAUGGUUCGACCCUGCCACCACGGAAAAGAAGACCGAGUCCGGCUGCGAUGCACUCAAGCAUGCCUUUCCUGACAAGACCUUUUACCCAAAGGACGCAGUCUACGAGUAUGAGUCGCAAGAUUUCUGGUCCAACAAUGAGAUCCUAGACCCAGCUUGCGUCUUCCGCCCUACCAGCGCAAAGCACGUUGCUGAGGCAGCCAAGUUGAUGGGUGCCGGUCAUACAUCCUUUGGUCUACGUGGAGGCGGACAUAUGGCCAUCGCAGGCGCCAACAAUAUCGAUGGAGGUCCGCUUUUCGUCAUGUCCAAUAUGACAACCCUUGAGUUGGCCAAAGACAAAGAGUCGGUUUGGGUUGGACCUGGCUUGGAUUGGGGUCAAGUUUAUCGCUAUCUAGCGCAGCACAAGCUCGCAGUUGCUGGUGGUCGUCUUUCUGCAGUCGGUGUACCAGGUCUGCUUCUGGCGGGAGGUAUCAACUUCCAUGGGAACCAACGAGGAUGGGCAGCGGAUAAUGUGCUCGAAUAUGAGCUUGUGCUCUCCAGCGGCAAGAUCAUAUCAGUCACUUCAAAGUCACAUCCGGAUCUCUUUUGGGCUCUCAAGGGCGGAUCUAACAACUUUGGCAUUGUCACCAAGUUCAAGCUCGCCACGUUCCCAUCGGAUCAGAUUUACGCUGGUAUCUACAGUGUCGCUGAUAUACCUGGGUUCUUGAAGGCUGUGGCAAAUUUCUCUGCCUUCAAUACUGACCCCCUCGCACACAUUGUUCCUCAGGUGAUUGCAGUUGAUGAGGAGACGACUAUUGGCGGUGCAAUUCUCUUCUACGACAGCGAUUCAGAUCCGGAACCUGAGUGCUUCAGGCCAUUCUUCGACCUUCCCGCUAUUUCUAACACGUUUGAGACGAAGACUCUUGCCGAGUUUUCGGAUGAGACUGGCCAGCUCGUGACUCCGAAGAUCAACGACCAGUUCAUCGCCGGUACCACUACGGGUAAAACAUAUGAGGAGCUACUCGAGGGAAUACAGCUUGUGAACGAUGGCUUCCUCAACGCUCUUCCCGACUUGUACAAGGUCCUCCCCGCCAAGGACCGUGUGCUCAUUUCUGUUGACUGGCAGCCUGUGGGAUCUCUCUGGACAAAGGCUUCUAAGAAGUACAACCCUGGGGGUAAUGCCCUGGGCUUGGAUAUCGUGAAAAAGGGCACAUACAUCGCUUGGGCAGAGGUUGUUGAGUGGAGUGGCGAUGAGCAUAAUAAUGCCGUAUUCAAGUGGAUUGAGGACACGACGUGGGCAAUUGCUAAUGCCACGCAGAAGGCUGGCCUAUAUGAUCCUUUCACCUACAUGGGAGACGCAGCCGGGUUCCAGAACAUUUAUGAUGGCUAUGGGAAGGAGAAUAAGCAGAAGCUGCUUCAGAUCUCUCGCAAGUAUGAUCCUUCUCGGAUCUUUCAAAAGUAUUGGCCAGGUGGCUUUAAGAUUGGACAGUAG
Molecule: messenger RNA, 1512 nt
Organism: Fusarium redolens
Lineage: Eukaryota; Fungi; Ascomycota; Sordariomycetes; Hypocreales; Nectriaceae
Exons: 2
Coding region: 1-1512 (503 amino acids)
Molecular function (GO): FAD binding
Source: RefSeq, a predicted model, not a curated record